Messenger RNA from Labrus mixtus (cuckoo wrasse), 3209 nucleotides. RefSeq names its product KH homology domain-containing protein 4-like. The transcript has 14 exons. Gene Ontology annotation, cellular component: nucleus. The record is from RefSeq and is a predicted model, not a curated record. NCBI's taxonomy places the organism in Eukaryota, Metazoa, Chordata, Actinopteri, Labriformes, Labridae. Gene Ontology annotation, molecular function: RNA binding. Bases 196 to 1935 code for a protein of 579 amino acids.
GCAGUUUCCUGUGAGACUCCUCCAGCUUGGGCUACUUAACAUGAAAACAGCUCGACUUCCGGGAAAUCAGACUUUGCGACAAGUCGUCAGAAGAAGUCGCCGGCGCGGGACAGCAGACCGAUGGCUACCGUCGUUCAGGGUCUAAUAUAGUAGAAAUUGUUUUUAUUUUACUGCUAAUUACGUGGGACUGGUGCUAUGUCUUCGGGAAUGACAGGGCAAACACCGUGCCUGUCAAGUCGAUGGGAUCAGCGUGCACAACCUAAACAGAAUGUAGAUUUAGGACAGCAGCAAAGUGGUGCAAAUGCAGCCCAUGCUGUCUCCUUACCAGGGGUCGCUACUAACAGCAGUGUUUCCCAGCCGGGAGAAAAGCCAGCUCCUCCAGGAGGAGUUGAAAUGGCUGCAGCCAUGGCUGCUAAAAUAAAUGCCAUGUUAAUGGCAAAAGGAAAGCUAUUGACUCCUCCACCCUUACUUGCGAAGAUUCUUCCAAGUGUGCCUGCAUCAACCAUAACAGAGGAGAUGGUGGUCACAGAGGUCGAUAUUAAUGAUGUACCAAUCAAUUGCAGGGACCUUCUUACAAAAGGAAAGACACAGGAGGAGAUCCGACAGUUUAGUGGAGCUGUUGUCUCAACAAAAGGGCAUUACAUGUCUGAAAAUGACAAGGGCAGAAUAGGAGGGCAUAGACCUUUGUAUUUGCAUGUUCAGGGAAAAUCCCAAGAUCAGGUCAAUCGAGCUGUGCUACGGAUAAAGGAGAUCAUCUCUGAGGACGUGUUGAGGGCAUCAGCAGCAUCAGGAGGACAGCAGUUGCCUAUAAUGCCUCCGCUCACACUCUACCCUCAGCCUCCUCGGCCUGUCAUUUCAGCUGUCCCACGGAUGCCUAACAGCAACACAACACCAGGCCAGGGACAUCGGCCUGCAGCUCCUCAUUCAGGGAGUUUUGUGCAUACAAAGAUUUUUGUGGGUCUGGACCAGGCACUGCCUUCAUUCAAUGUGAACGAAAAGGUUGAGGGUCCAGGGGGGACGUACCUGAGUCACAUCCAGACAGAGACGGGGGCUCGAGUCUUCCUCAGGGGAAAAGGUUCUGGCUACAUUGAACAAGCAUCAAAGCGGGAGUCAUUUGAGCCUCUUUAUGUUUACAUCAGCCACCCAAAUGCAACUGGACUGGAGGCAGCAAAGAAACUGACCGAGAGUCUGCUGGAAACUGUGAGAUCGGAGCAUGCCCGUAUGGUGUCUGUGUACACGGCCACAGGCUCAACACAACCAUACCCAGCACAUGGAUUUCCUCCUAAUAGCAAUUACUCUACCCAGGGGUCCUGGUAUAACUACCCAGCAAAUGGGUAUGCUGGCGGCUAUUCAGCGUACCCAGGAGCCGGUGGUUAUUGGAGUAAUGCAAAUGGUCCCCCAAGUCAUUCUAACAUGUCGACAAACCCUCCAUCUUCUCAGGCAAUGGUUCAGUAUCCGGUGUGUCCUAGAAAACCACAUCCCUAUCUGGUCCAGGAUCCUGGCAGCAGUGAGACAGUGGAGCAUGAAGGAUCGUUAAACGCCGCGGCUGACACGGGAAGUCCCAAACGUCAUUUCCAGGAGGGGUCCAAAGAAGAUGAGCCUGCCAGCAGUCCUCCAGAGGGCCCUGCUCAUCAGGAGUCUGCACCUCCUGUCUCCAGUGUUGGAGAGACUAAAGUAGUAGAAAGGAUCCUGAUGCCUCCACCGCCGCAUCUCUUUGUUGCCCCGGCCCCUGUUCCCCGAAAAAGGACGAGAGACGCUGUGACAGAAGAUCCAGGCAGUCCGCCCAUCAGCGCCGCGCCAAAGGGUGUUCGAAAAAAUGUGUGCGAGAAGAAGUCUAAAGUGGAAGAAGACACAUCGGGACUAGUGCCCUACGGAGGAGACUCCUCUGAUGAAGAGGAGGAGAGGACACGCAGCAGUAAGACAGAUAACUCAUAACCCCUACCCAUCCUCACCCCCACUGCCCAGGAUACCCACAGAGCCAGAGUUUCUACAUUAAGUUCAUCAAACAAGUUCUCAAACCCAUUAAAAGGAAAAAUCCACCCUCGGUUAUCAUACACUGUUAUAGCAUGUACAAGUGUGUUGCAAUGUUUUACCCCCUUCACUUCUAAAAAUGUAUAUGUUACUGCUGACUACUUUAAUCGAAGAUAAAAGGAAAGGAAAUUAUUUACCUUUGUUGGGCAUUUCUUUUAAACAUCUUUAGCUACAGAUGUUAUAUCUGAUGGCAAUCUCUAUAAGGCAGUAAUUAAGUACAGAUCAGUAGUUAUCAGGCUAAAGUUGCAAAAACAACAACUGGUAUUGUCUUUGAUGAAGCACCAGCUGUAAUGUUUGGUGAAAAUCCGACACUGAAAAGGUUUUGGGCACAGGAUAGCUGUUAUGUUGAACUCCCCAUGUAGAGACUGUAGUCCUCCAAGCAGGCAUCCUGGGUUAAAUUCAAACCUUAGGCACUUUGCCACGUGUCAAGUCCCACUUUCUCAUCCCAGUUUCUGACUCUAUCCACUCUCCUCCCCUGAAAAAAGGCACAAAAGCCCCCAAAAUAGUAUUUAAAACUUGUUGUGGUUUUUGCUUUUCUUGCAUAGUUUUAUUUUCUCAUGGAUCUCAAAGCAUGUCUCUCACAGUAAAUGUGAACCAGUUUGUUUAAACAAAUUGUAAGCAUAUUUAAAUACAUGCCCAUAUAAAAACCGUGUGUAUAUAUAGACUUAUAGGUAGCCUGCCAGUGAAUUUGUCAUUGAGCAUUUGUUUGUAACCACAUGACCUUGUGGCUACAUGUCAGUAAUACUGUUAUUGACAAUACUAGUGUUUCCUCAUUUUGUUGUUGCCUUCACAGAAGCAUUUAUUGUUUGGUCGACAGGCUGACUAAAAUGUUCAAAGCAGAUUUUCUUCAGUCUUAAAUGACAUACAUAGCUGGUUUUAACAGUGUGGAAUCAUUCAGGGUGGAUUUUUUUCUUUUAAGUCGUGAAAGCAGUUGUAUAAUACCUACAAAUGUUUCUUUUUUUCUUCCUUGGCACACUUUUAAUUUUCAAAGCACCUUUUCGCUUAAUCAAAAAACAAGCCCCGUAUUUCUUUUUUAAAAAUGUAAACACUUGUUCCGCUGCAGGUGCUGAUGAUAUAAAUACAUAUUGUAAAAUUCUGUGAAACUUUUUCUUAUCUUGGAAAAAUGGUGUAUGCCUGUUCCCAUGGAAUAUUAAAAUAAAAAACAACUGAAAACAUAA